Molecule: messenger RNA, 2999 nt
Organism: Pecten maximus
Lineage: Eukaryota; Metazoa; Mollusca; Bivalvia; Pectinida; Pectinidae
Exons: 2
Coding region: 234-2228 (664 amino acids)
Source: RefSeq, a predicted model, not a curated record
GAUUCUUUAUUAUCAUUUCAAAAUACCUAACAUUACAUCCAUCCGGGUCUAUCCAUCACCCUAUUCGAACUUACAUGUAUCUAUUUAGAAUCGCCCUGUAAUCACUUCCUAUAGCCUCGAAGUUUAGAAUCGGCCAGAAUGAUGAUUCUUUUAACGUCCCGAAUCCUCGUAUAGACCGCUGAUAUCCAGUGAGAAGUAACAUCGAUCAACCAGUUACGAACACAUGAAAGACGAUGGCAAAAGGUGGAACUCAACAGCAGAGACAAGUGAACAACGACUGUAGUCAUCUUCUCGAAUGUCCUAUUUGUCUAGAGCAGAUGCGAGAACCAAAGUCUCUUCCUUGUUUACAUUCCUUCUGUGAGGAAUGUCUCGGCACCUACAUCGUCACAGACUUGUCAGGUGAGAUGGCCGCCGCGACCUCAUUCCCCUGUCCGGUCUGUAGGAAGAUCACAUCACCAGUCGAUCCCUCUGAUAGUAAGGAAACAUGUGCCAGGCAGUUUCUAACAGAUGAAUUGGUUCUGGAUUUGAUUUGCAGCAAGGGGAUAGCGGAUAUUUCACAUUUUUGUGGCCCCUGCAAAAAGACAAAAAACAAGGUAACUCCAGCAACAUCGCUGUGCAAAACGAGUGACAUGGCAUUUUGUGACCUUUGUAAAGUCAAUGUACAUGACAUUUUUCAUGACGUAUGUGACAUCGUAAUUAUUAAAGCGACAAACCAGAACCUAGCCUGGAAUCAACCACUAUCAAUGACAUGUUCCUCACACAAGGAGAAGAUGGACUAUUAUUGUGAGGAUCAUAAAUUCAUCGGAUGUUACAAAUGUAUUAUCACAGAGCAUCGACGUUGUUACACGGUGACAACAACCAAAGAAAUUUUUGAGAAACAGAAGAAUGAAUCUAGGCUGGGUUGUAUGGACAAGUCUCUCGAAAAAGCAGACGAGUGCUUGGAAUCAAUUCUAAAAGCUUUCGAUGAUCGAGUUGAAACCAUGCAACAAUGUCAAGAUGUUGGUUUAAGCAGUGUAAAAAGUUUACGAGAAAGGAUCAAUAUAUAUUUGGACAAGAAACAAGAUGAGUUAAUUGAUGAUCUUAAUUCGGUGUACAAAGCUGAGAAAGCAAAAGUUGAUUUAUCAAUCCAGAAAUGUAGCCGUCUCAAGGCUGCCAUUCAGAAUACGACAGCAAAUUCAAGGGUCGCCACACUGAAUGAAGACAGCAUUAGAACAAUUCGGCUGUUCCAUAAAGGCCAGGCAGAACUUGUAGCAUACAACAAUUUUAUUGACGAAAUGACAUAUUCUUUGAAGUCGGUCAGUUUCAAACAUGACAUCGGCGCAAGUCUCUCUACAAUUGACGAGACAAGCAUCCUGGCCCUGGGGGAAAUCUCCAAGGAGGAAAAAUCUUAUACCAUACCGGAUGGUGCUGAGUAUGUACCAAAUAUAGGCUUGUUAUCUGAGUGUCGGGUCAGGAAAAUAAGGACAUGCCGUGUUAAGCUCCCUUCUGAUACGACGAACUGUUCUCCAUAUGGCGUUUUGUUGUUGCCAAACGACAACGUUAUUGUAAGCGAUUUCUCCAGUGAAAAACUCCAGAUGUUUUCCCCUGACAAUAGGUGUUUAGGUGCGUUAAGGAUUGGGGCAUCUCUGCGGGAAAUUUGUGUUGUGGACAAGGACACAGUGGCGGUAGCAGGGCACUUCAAAAUAUACAUUGUGAGAGUGCAUGCCUCUAAGUUGAGUCUAUCAUCUGAAAUAAAGCUAUCGAGUGACUGUAACUGUCGUGGUAUAGCUUUUGUUGAUGGGGUUUUCAUCGUGAGUACACCAACACACAUUCGGGCUGUCACUAUGGAAGGAAAAUCCAACAUAUCUUACACACUGGGGAAUGAAUGUCGGCAUGUCGCCUAUUGCCCAAAAGAGGAACACAUAUUUGCCAGUCUCGUCACAUCUAUACCUGGUAGAGUUGUGUUAACCAGACUAUCUCAAUGGAAACAAGCUGAUAUCCUAAAGGAUGAAGUGGUCAAACGUGCGAUGGGAGUAGAUGUAGAUCGUGAAGGGAAUGUGUACGUCUGUGGUCAAUUGUCCAACAAUGUGGUACAGAUCUCCCCGGACGGUACCAAGGUCAGAGAACUUCUGACGGCAGAGAAUGAUAUAGAUAAACCCCUUGGUAUAUCGCUUUGUGGGGACAAAUUUGCUAUCACAAACGAGUCGGCGAAACACCGGUAUUAUGUUAACGUAUUUCAGUUAUACUGAGGUAAACUGAAAAAAACUCGAUAUCGUCCAUGUAGUCGGUGACUCCUUGUUUUAGAAGGUCAGUUAGUAUAUGCUCUCCUGUGGGAAUAUAUCGGAACUAAUGUGAAGAGUUGGCCUGACUUUUAGUUUAUAUCAUCCGUUAUUAUCAUUCCUAGGCUUAAGGGGCGCAAAACAAAAUAGGAAUAAGACAGAACAGAGCGAAUUAAAACGUGGAUGUUUUAGUCAGACAUGGAACCCGAUUGUGAGUGAUAGAAUGAGACAGACGGGACUCGGAUGUGGAUGUUAGAAUGAGACAAAUGGAACGCGAAUGUAGAUGAUAGAAUGAGACAGAUGAAAGGAAAAUGUUAAUUCUUGAUUGAGACAUUUAGAGGAAAAUGUUGAGUCUUGAUUAAGACGUUUGGAAGGAAAAUGUUGAGUCUUAAUUAAGACAUUUGGAAGGAAAAUGUUGAGUCUUAAUUAAGACAUUUGGCAGGAAAAUGUUGAGUCUUAAUUAAGACAUUUGGCAGGAAAAUGUUGAAUCUUGAUUAAGACAUUUGGAAGGAAAAUGUUGAGUCUUGAUUAAAACAAAUGUACGAAAAAACGGAUGCAUGAUUGAGACAGAGAUGGAAAGGAAACUGUUGAUGCUUGAAUGAGACAUAUGGAAGGAAAAUGAGGAUGCUAGACUAUUCUGUUUUAUGUGUCUAUUCCUACAUGUAUCGUGAUCGACAUAGCCAAUACGUGUAAUCGCCAUUUAUAAAAAGGGAAAUAAAAGGUUUGACGCUGUCUUUCUUA